AUGCCACGUCCAGGAAGGAAUACUUAUAACGACCAGAAGCCACCAUACUCGUAUAUAGCUUUAACAGCAAUGGCUAUUCAAGGCUCUCAAGAAAAGAUGCUGCCUUUGAGUGAAAUUUAUAAAUUUAUUAUGGAUAGAUUUCCAUUUUACAGACAAAACACACAAAGGUGGCAGAACUCGCUGCGGCAUAAUUUGUCCUUUAAUGACUGCUUUCUUAAAAUUCCAAGACGACCUGAUCGUCCCGGCAAAGGAAGUUACUGGGCACUGCAUCCAAUGUGUGGAGACAUGUUCGAAAAUGGAAGUUUCUUGAGGAGAAGGAAGCGAUUCAAGUUUCAAACCAGAGGAGGACAAAUCGAAGCAAUGAAAUCUGAAAUGGAAUCUCAGUAUAUGCACGACCAAGCACUGAUGAGAUAUAUUCAGUCUGGAGGAGGAGGCGGAGGAGUUAGCCCUAGACUACAUCCUUACGGACUUCUAACGGGACACGGGAACAACAAUACGUACAAACAACCAUUCACUAUAGAUAAUAUUAUAGCUCCAGAUAACAAGAGCAGUAGUAGUACACAAAUGACUCAACCCAUUAUACCAACGCCAUUGCCAGCGUUUGCUUCACAGUUUGCCGGACCUUUAUCUUGUUCUAAUUUACUCUCGCCGUACCCAUCCGGUGACCUGUUAUCUUCACUAGCGUCCUCUUACAACUUGUCAGCCGAGUAUCAAAACAUUAUAAGGUGCAAUCAACGAGCAGGAUCUGUGUGUUUACCGAUCAAACCGUCGCCAGUGUCUCUACUGAACUCUCACCCACAGAACAUGAUGGGAAUACCUAGUAUGAGAUAUUCUGAAGCCAAGCUAUGUAGGACUCUGGACUCUGAUAAAGACUCGUCUGUGAUCUCUAGCAUUAGUCCAACUGUAUCAAUAGACUCUCAUUGA
Molecule: messenger RNA, 924 nt
Organism: Mytilus trossulus (common blue mussel)
Lineage: Eukaryota; Metazoa; Mollusca; Bivalvia; Mytilida; Mytilidae
Product: forkhead box protein B1-like
Exons: 1
Coding region: 1-924 (307 amino acids)
Biological process (GO): regulation of transcription by RNA polymerase II; cell differentiation; anatomical structure morphogenesis
Molecular function (GO): RNA polymerase II cis-regulatory region sequence-specific DNA binding; DNA-binding transcription factor activity, RNA polymerase II-specific
Source: RefSeq, a predicted model, not a curated record